Molecule: messenger RNA, 1647 nt
Organism: Cadophora gregata
Lineage: Eukaryota; Fungi; Ascomycota; Leotiomycetes; Helotiales; Ploettnerulaceae
Exons: 7
Coding region: 1-1647 (548 amino acids)
Biological process (GO): mitochondrial translation; glutaminyl-tRNAGln biosynthesis via transamidation
Cellular component (GO): mitochondrion; glutamyl-tRNA(Gln) amidotransferase complex
Molecular function (GO): glutaminyl-tRNA synthase (glutamine-hydrolyzing) activity
Source: RefSeq, a predicted model, not a curated record
AUGCAGCUCUUGCCACCUGAGCGGCUGAACACUGGUCGUGAUAUCGUCUUCGGAGUGGGUGAGGUUCGCUAUGUGGCCGUUCACGAGAACAAUAAACUUAUCCCAUCCCUGAACCGAGAGUUCAGUCUUGCCACGGUCUUCACGCUGACGUGCGAUCAGAAUCCGUCUGAAGUGACAGCUACAUGGGUCCAGGAGCAGGUAGCAAGGUACAGCAACGAGGACGAUGUCUUCAACGAGCAGUUCUUGGCCACCGUCAUCUUUCAUGUCAGGAGCAGCCAAGAUGAAUCUAUCAAGGUCACGGAUGAAGCACAUAUUCAUCUUCGAGGGUGUGGAACUGAGCAAGUGGUAUGCACUUCGGAGCCACAAUUACUGCCAGGUCCGUUCGCGAUAGUGGGCAGCCAACUCAGGGACGUCUGGAAAUUGGUCGACGAUGUCAAUGGCACCUGUAUGGUGACUUUGAAUCCAAACCAGAAUGCCAACGAUGGAUUCAAGCCAUUCCCUGUCCUCAGCUCAGAUGACCGAUUCUCUAGCUUUGCACUCCCCUCGCGAAUCACAAGUCGGGCGACGUCGAAUUCACUCUUUGCUGGUAUGCGCAUCUUGGUCAAAGAUAACAUUCACCUCAAAGGCAUAAAGACGUCCGUCGGUAAUCGAGCCUUUUACGAAACAUACCCUCCACAGCCUGAAACAGCUGAAUGCGUGAAGAGAUUGAUCGAUCAAGGAGCUGUGAUUCUUGGUAAAACCAAGAUGAACUCCUUUGCGACGUGGGAAGAGUCUGUGGAGUACAUUGACUAUCAGGCACCUUGGAAUCCUCGAGCAGAUCACCACCAAUCUCCCGGAGGAAGCAGCUCUGGGAGUGCGUCGGCUGUUGCUACGUACGACUGGCUUGAUAUGACCAUUGGCACAGACAUAAGUUGUUCUAGUGUCAAGUUAGUGACUAGUUUUGAAUACAUUGGGGUCUUUGAUACAGCUGGGAUCCUUGGGACAGACUUGAGGAAAUGUAGAGAUUUUGCUGCAAAAUGGUUACGGGCAGAGGUAUUGCAGAAGAAUCCUAAGCCGUUCAGCCUGGUUCUUUUCCCGCUCGAUUUCUGGAAGGCCAUUGAUCCCAAACAAGCCAACAUGGGUCGUGAGUUUGCGCAAUUGGUCGUUGCUCAUUUAAAAGCAGACUACCUCGAGAUCUCUUUUGAAGAACUUUGGCUUGAGUCGCCACCCAAGGAUGCUCAAGGCUGCACACUAUCCGAAUACAUUGAUUGGGCAGCCAAGGUUCAGGAUUACGACGCAUACCAUAACUGCGAUGACUUUCGGAAGAAGUAUCAGAAGACUACUGGGCAUGCGCCAUAUGUAUCGCCACCAGUUCAGAAGGCGUGGGCAUUCGCACAAACCAUAUCAAAAGACAAGCGGGACAAAGGAUUUGAACACAUAAAGACCUACAAAGAAUGGUUCGAAACCCAAAUCUUGUCUACGGCGACCGGAAAUGUUCUUGUAGUCAUGCCUAUCGAGUCAAUGAAUCCAAGAUACCGAGAUGAAUCCCCAAAAUUUGAAUACCCUCCACCAGGCAUCAACGCUCUUACUCUAGCACCAGUUCUCGAGGCCCCCGCUAUCACAAUUCCAAUUAAGUCUACACUAUACUUUCAAAAGCCAUGUUGCUAA